Molecule: messenger RNA, 1759 nt
Organism: Lindgomyces ingoldianus
Lineage: Eukaryota; Fungi; Ascomycota; Dothideomycetes; Pleosporales; Lindgomycetaceae
Exons: 2
Coding region: 157-1566 (469 amino acids)
Source: RefSeq, a predicted model, not a curated record
GCCGUCUUGCUCAAUUACGUUGCCUCGGCCAACCUUGACCCGCCUUAUCCAGUCUCGCACACACAUUGCCGUCACACUACCGUCUUGGACUCUCAACCCGAGCCUGAAGAGUCCUGUCAAAAUCCAAAGCCUCCGCCCAGGCGCACCCGAACCCCCAUGGCGGAUUCAAACUACGGCACUCCUCUUCAUUACCAUUACUCCAUGCCGAAUCCGCCGAAUCCUCAACCCCAGGACCAGGAAACCUCAGCGCACCCCCUCUUUCCGCCCUUUGCCCACUACAACUCCUACGUAGCUUAUGAAACCUCUGCCUUCCCACACUUCCCUCACCCAAACCACCACGGCGUGCAAAUGUCGGACCCUAUGCAAGGUCACGACAUGCCAUUUGGGUACCUCAACCAGAGCAGAGUCUCUCACUACCAGCAAUUCGCCCAAGCAGCUCACCACACGGGUGGAUAUAUGCUCCCAUCAGCGGGCAUGUUCCAGAAUGGACCCGGCCAACCUCCAAACGCAAAUGUUUUUCAUGGCCAGCAGAUGCAGGGUAGUCAACAUCCAGAUAUGUCCGAAGCCCAACCUGAUCUCGAUAUGCCACCCCUAAUUCAGCCGGCGAACGGCGGCAUGUUUUUCCCGAGCCUUGCCUAUCCUUCCCAUGUUCCACCGCCUUCAAUGUCUAGCUUCAGUUCAUUCUCCGGCCGACGGUCGGACCAGAUGCAACCAGCUCCUUCAACCCCGCCCUCUGGCCGUUUCGAUGGCAACAAUGUGCCACCUACCCCUCAAGGUCGGGGCUCCAUCAGGGGCGUUAAUUCCGAGCUUCUUGACCCGCCGCGUCUACUUACGUCGCCAAACCGGAGACCAUCCUACGAGCGGCAAUCUCAGCAUUCCCUUCAGGUACCUAGCCGACCAGACCGCCGCCCGCUGCCAUUUGCCAGUGCAGACAGUCGUCGCUCUGACCGUAGUGUUUCCCCGCGGACAUCCCACAGGCGAUCGUUCGAUAGGUAUGCUAAUGAUUUACAUCACACCAGCAGCCCCUCUGAGGUUGACCAGGCUGCCUCCCGAGCUCGAUUGGCUCAGAGGCGCCGGACACAAGCACCCGCAAGCCGAGAUAUUCGACGAAGCCAUUUCGUCGAUGGCAACACUCCCACGGCCGGCCAGAUGCAGGAGCUCCGAGACAAGCUCAGGCACUUCCUGCCGAGCGAGCUUCCAGGAGACUCAUCUCCCACUUGUGACAUUUGCCAGAAGGAUUACUCAAAGAAGCACGUGCAGCCGAGCGAAGAGGAGGAAGUUGCUAUCCAGCUUCCCUGCAAGCACGUCUUUGGCGAGCAUUGCAUCAAUACGUGGUUCGAAACGUGCAAGACGCAUAAGAACAAGAUCACAUGCCCCAUGUGCCGGGAGCUUUUGAUUAAACCAAUGCGAUUCACGUCGCCGGCAUUUGCAGCCACCUUGUCUCCAGAGGCAUUGAACUUCCUCCGCAAUACCAUGGACCAGGGGGGAUUCGGCCGGGAAGAGCACCGCCUCAUAGAGCAGCUGGCGAGGGUGAGGGAGCUGGAUGGGGAUUUCGCGCACAUCUGAGGGGCAGCUGUGGGAACCUCCACCGAGCGCUACAGAAUGGACCGACUUCUUUUGAAUCAAUAAUUUACAUAGGCAUGGAAGAGGAACUAGAGUUGCGGGGACAGAACGCGAGGCAACGGAGUUUUGGGUCCGCAGACGCCCUAAUACCCAGCAAUUCCUCGUUUCUUCACGUCCAACGGCAGGGGUUCAGGCG